This is a messenger RNA of Aphanomyces astaci, 1327 nucleotides long. RefSeq lists its product as hypothetical. The transcript is spliced from 4 exons. The record is from RefSeq and is a predicted model, not a curated record. Bases 13 to 1143 code for a protein of 376 amino acids. Lineage: Eukaryota; Oomycota; Saprolegniomycetes; Saprolegniales; Verrucalvaceae.
GGCCGUUCGAACAUGAAUCAUGCCACAACAUUCCCAGACCCAAGCGAUGAGCAUCGAGAUGGAGGGACGACCAUUGACGCUUCCGUGGCCACCUCGGCUCAUGCAUGGCGCCUGGAGAAGCGCCGAUCCAAGUACGUAAAGGCGAGGCAGUUCCUUGAGGAACAGUUCGCCGAGACGGGCGUCGAAUGCCAAGUUCGAUCGCUGGAAGGACUCUCGUUCGCGUCAUGGAAAGACUUCCACGAUGAAUUGCAUGCAUACAUGAAGGAGACCAAUCAGACAUACAUCUCCCGCGAUUCCAAGACCACAGUGCGGUACAACGCCGAACAGAUCAAGCGAAAGGUCAAGCACUUCGUCCCGGUGCCAGUCGAGUUCACUCACGCUCGAGUUCGGUUCGAUUGCAAGCAUUCCCAGUCGAACAUGUCCAAGAACAUGAACUUGUUCGGGACCAAAGAUGGCGCCGCAGCCGCCGACACGUCGUCGUCCUCCGCUGGACCUGUCGAUAAUGUCGAGCCCACUUACGUCCCUACCAACCCCAAGCGGAAAGCGCGGGACGGCGCGUUUUACAGUGCCUGUCCCGUGAAAAUGCACGUCCAAGUCCACAAGGUCCCUUCAACCCUUCAGGACAACGACAAGUGGCGGGUAGUCGUAACCAACCAUGUGCACGUGCACAACCAUGACCUAGUCCUUGGUGACCCCAUGCUCCAAGACACGUUGUCGGUGCCAUCUCUCCACCACCAGCAUCUUCCUCCAGCUCUUCCAGGGCAACCCCAUCCCAUCCGACUCGAGGAUGGUCGAAUGGAUCCGCCAAAGCGCACUCGGGCAUUCCAUGAACUGUUUGCGUUUUUCACCGCGUACCAAGCGUCGCGGGCAGACAACGAUGGCAUGGAGUUUGAUCGUCGAUAUGGUGCCAUGUAUUCGAUAGUGUACCAAAGUCUCUGUGCCGACAACUGCCUCGACACGAACGAGAGGGCCAUGACGCACUUUCAAACGCUACUCAAACCCGCCAACAUGAUGCUCGACGACAGCACCAGCACCAUGACACGACCUACAAGUACUUGUAAGCUGCCGCCUUCGUCCUUUGUGCCCGUCGCGACUUCGUCCACCGAGCCAGCAGAUCCCCCGCAACAACACUACCAGCUUUAGAAGCUCACAUGCACGGCUUCUUCGGGACUAAUCCGCCAUGACGUGUACUACAUAUAUAUAAACGAGACCACAUGAGCUGUCCAAAGUAGUCGGAUAUUGCUUACGAUUGCAUGAAAGCACAUCAUUUUGACAAUAUAUAUAUUGUCAAGUCGAUUAUUCGAAAUUGGAGUGUAAGCAGAAUCAC